Daphnia magna is the source of this 4281-nucleotide messenger RNA. It is a transcript of the gene PCB, whose product is annotated as pyruvate carboxylase, mitochondrial. The coding region runs from base 205 to 3792 and encodes 1195 amino acids. The record is from RefSeq and is a predicted model, not a curated record. Lineage: Eukaryota; Metazoa; Arthropoda; Branchiopoda; Diplostraca; Daphniidae. The transcript is spliced from 8 exons. Gene Ontology annotation, biological process: pyruvate metabolic process; gluconeogenesis. Gene Ontology annotation, cellular component: cytoplasm. Gene Ontology annotation, molecular function: metal ion binding; pyruvate carboxylase activity; ATP binding.
AAUAUUAUGGAGAGUCAGACGAAUAUAAAGAAGGCAAAAGUCAUUUCGGCUCACAAGCUGAAAAUAAUCCUUGAAAGGCCAGCUACUCCUCUUAGCAAUUUGCGUUUAGGGAAAGAAUCUUCCGUACACGCGCAAGGAAUCCCUGAGGAGCAAACGUGAUUCCCUUUAAUUGUUUAUAUCUCAUUGGUAAGGUCUACAUUCAAUAUGCUGGGAGCUUGUGUAUCCAGAUGGGGCCUUACUGGCUUACCCCUGCGUCUUUUAAACAAUAAAAAUUGCUGCCCCAGUACUCAACUGUAUUUAUCUCAAGCAAAUUAUUCCCCUAACAAAUGCAAAGAUGUGGAGUAUAAACCUAUCCGAUCAGUUCUGGUUGCUAAUAGAGGUGAAAUUGCUAUCAGAGUAUUUCGUGCUUGUAGCGAAUUGGGCAUUCGCUCUGUAGCCAUCUAUUCAGAGCAAGACAAAAUGCAAGUGCACAGACAAAAGGCAGAUGAAUCUUACUUGGUUGGCAAAGGUUUGCCUCCUGUUGCAGCCUACUUGUCCAUUCCCGAGAUUAUCCGUGUUGCUAAGGAAAAUCGCGUCGACGCCAUUCAUCCGGGCUACGGUUUCCUCUCCGAGCGAGCUGAUUUCGCGCAAGCCUGUGUUGAUAGCGGUAUCCGUUUUAUUGGUCCGUCUCCUCGCGUUGUCCACCAAAUGGGUGAUAAAGUGGCUGCUAGGCAGGCUGCUAUUGAAGCGAAUGUUCCUAUUGUCCCUGGAACACCUGGGCCAGUGACAACGACUGAGGAAGCGGUAAACUUUUGCCGGGAAUACGGUCUUCCCGUCAUUUUCAAAGCUGCGUAUGGUGGCGGUGGCCGGGGUAUGCGUGUCGUCCGAAAAAUGGAAGAGGUGGAAGAACUUUUCCGACGUGCAACCUCCGAAGCACUAGCAGCUUUUGGCAAUGGUGCCAUGUUUAUCGAAAAAUUUGUCGAGAGACCAAGGCACAUUGAAGUGCAAAUUCUCGGUGAUCGUGCUGGAAACGUUGUUCACCUUUACGAGCGCGAUUGCUCAGUCCAGCGACGGCAUCAAAAGGUGGUUGAAAUCGCCCCAGCACCCAAUCUUAACCAAGAAGUUCGCGAUCGCAUGACCACCGAUGCCGUCAGACUUUGUAAUCACGUCGGUUAUGAGAAUGCCGGCACCGUCGAAUUUCUGGUGGAUGAAGCAGGUCGCCAUUAUUUCAUUGAGGUUAACGCCCGUUUGCAGGUAGAGCAUACCGUAACUGAAGAAGUGACGGGUAUCGACCUUGUUCAACAUCAAGUCAAAAUUGCUGAAGGUCUAACUCUACCAGAAUUAGGAUUGGAUCAAAGUCAAAUUAAAAUCCAGGGCAGUGCGAUUCAGUGUCGCAUGACGACAGAAGACCCAGCUAAAAACUUCCAGCCGGAUACUGGCCGUAUCGAAGUCUUUAGAAGCGGAGAGGGCAUGGGCAUUCGUUUGGAUAGUGCAUCAGCUUUUGCUGGCGCCAUUAUCUCUCCCUAUUAUGAUUCGUUGCUCGUCAAAGUCAUUGCUCAUGCUGGAAAUUUGCCGGCUUCAGCCGCCAAAAUGGUCCGUGCGCUAAGAGAAUUCCGCGUUCGCGGUGUCAAGACUAAUAUACCAUUCCUUCUCAACGUGUUGGAGAACCAAAAAUUUCUAACGGGCACAUUGGACACCUACUUUAUUGACGAACAUCCGGAGCUUUUCCAGUUUGUACCGUCCCAAAACCGCGCACAAAAGUUGCUCAACUAUGUCGGUGACGUUCUGGUCAAUGGGCCGCUCACUCCGCUGGGCACCGAUCUCAAACCGGCGGAUGUAGUCCCGCUAGUUCCACAAGUUGAUUUAUCCCAAAGACUUACCGGAUUCCGUGACAUUCUUACCGAACAAGGUCCGGAAGCAUUCGCAAAGGCCGUCCGCAACCACAAGGGUUUAUUGCUAAUGGACACAACGUUCCGCGAUGCCCAUCAGUCGCUUCUUGCCACCCGAGUUCGCACACACGAUCUUCUGAAAAUUUCACCGUUUGUGGCGCAGAAUUUCUCGUCGCUUUACAGUCUGGAGAAUUGGGGUGGCGCCACGUUUGAUGUAGCCAUGCGAUUCCUUCACGAAUGCCCGUGGGAACGAUUGGAGGAAAUGAGGCGUAUCAUGCCAAAUAUUCCAUUCCAAAUGCUAUUGCGUGGAGCCAAUGCCGUCGGGUAUACUAGUUACCCAGACAACGUGGUUUAUAAAUUUUGCGAACUAGCCGUCCAGACAGGGAUGGAUAUCUUCCGCGUUUUCGAUUCUCUUAAUUACCUGCCCAACAUGAUUUUGGGCAUUGAUGCUGUGGGCAAGGCCGGUGGUGUUGUUGAGGCGGCAAUUUCUUAUUCCGGUGAUGUCUCCGAUCCGUCACGAACCAAGUAUACCCUUCCCUAUUACCUGGAUCUUGCUGACGAGCUAGUCAAAGCUGGCACGCACGUACUCUGCAUCAAAGAUAUGGCUGGACUCUUGAAACCUCGAGCAGCCACGAUGCUCAUCGAUGGAAUCCGCCAACGCCAUCCAGACAUUCCGAUUCACGUCCACACUCACGACACGUCUGGAGCUGGAGUCGCGUCUAUGCUGGCCGCCGCGCAUGCUGGAGCUGAUGUUGUGGAUGUAGCUGUCGAUUCCAUGUCUGGCAUGACUAGCCAACCGUCUAUGGGCGCUGUUGUGGCCAGCCUUCAGGGCUCGGAAUUGGACACGGGUCUUUCCCUAGAGUCUGUCAGCGACUACUCGGCUUAUUGGGAACAAACACGUACAUUGUACGCUCCGUUUGAAUGCUGCGUUACCAUGAAAUCGGGCAACGCCGAUGUCUAUCUCAACGAAAUUCCAGGCGGCCAGUACACCAACUUGCAAUUCCAGGCCUAUUCACUCGGACUGGGCAAUCAAUUUGAGGAUAUCAAGAAAGCUUACAGAGAGGCUAAUCUCCUUCUAGGUGACAUCAUUAAAGUCACACCGUCCAGCAAAACGGUCGGAGACUUGGCCCAGUUUAUGGUUCAGAAUAAACUCUCUGGACAGGACGUCCUUGAUCGUGCUGAAGAAUUGAGUUUCCCCAAAUCGGUCGUCGAAUUCAUGCAGGGAUAUUUGGGCAUUCCGUACGGAGGAUUUCCGGAACCACUUCGUACUCGAGUUCUUAAGGGAAUGAAGAAAGUAGAGGGUCGUCCUGGAGCCACAAUGGCGCCUUUGGAUCUGGACAAGCUCAAGUCCGACUUAAUUGAAGCUCAUGGCAACCAGAUUCGUGACGUUGACGUCAUGUCAGCUGCAAUGUAUCCUUCAGUUUGCAAAGAAUACCUCGAGUUCCGCUCGAAAUAUGGUCCAGUCGACAAGUUCGCCACCCGUAUCUUCUUAACCGGUCCCAAAGUAGGCGAAGAAUUUGAAGUAACAAUCGAGAAAGGCAAAACGUUGCACAUCAAGACUCUAGCAAUGGCCGAGGAUCUGACUCGAACUGGUGAUCGCGAAGUUUUCUUUGAGCUCAACGGUCAGUUGAGGUCGGUCUUCAUCCGUGAUAAAACUGCUGCCAAAGAGUUGCAUAUCCAUCCUAAAGCGGAAAAGGGCGUCAAAGGCUCGGUCGGAGCCCCUAUGCCUGGCACUGUGAUCGAUCUCAGAGUGAAAGCGGGUGAUAAAGUAGAAAAGGGACAGCCAUUGGUCGUUCUCUCAGCCAUGAAAAUGGAAAUGGUCGUCCAAUCCCCUUGCACAGGAACCGUGAAAUCGGUGGCCAUCACCAAAGAUAUGAAGCUUGAAGGUGAUGACUUGCUCUUGAACAUCGAAGAAUCCAAGUGAACCACUUUCACUCCGUCGAAACCAAAUAUUGCGCACGUUGUUUUCUUUUGUAGUCAGCAAUGACGUAGCCUUUCAGUGUUGGCUUUUUUUUUUUUUCGAAGGUGAAGGGCGUCAAGGGUCUCAUAAUCAUUUUAUUCGGGCAGUUGUGUGUUGUGUUUUUCCUUCCUUGUCUCUGAAGAAAAAUUUUCUGAAUUGCUUGUUCUCUCUAUCAAGCUGUUCGGCCCGUGGACGCCGCAUUGUCUUCCUAAAACUCUUGAUUCAUUUCAAUUUUUAAGUUAGCUUAGCCUUUACUUUUUGCUUUUCGCUAACUACGUGUUGAUUUGGCUAUCUCGUUAUGGAAAUAGCCCUUGUCAUUUUGCUGACUAGUAUGUCAAUUGUGUUGGGAUACGAUUCCAUUAUCGAUUUUCUUGAUUUGGUUUUGCAAAUGACAUGUCUAUUGUCUUGUUAUUUGAAAUAUAAUAGAUGACUUGUGUUCAGUGCUUGAAACCA